CGCGCCCGCCGCCGCUGCGGGGCCCGCGGAGCCGCCGGAGCGGGAGAUCCCUGGAGAAUGGAUUUCUUUUCUUUCUGUUGCCCAGGCGCCAGCGCAGCUCCUUGUGAAGCACCGCUGUGAAAACCAGUCCAGAAUGGAACAUUCCUGCUUGCUCCUGCUGCUCUGUGUUAGUUUUCUGUUGGCACAAGCUUUACCUCCCAAUGGAACUGAAUUACCCAAACCUACAGCAACAACAAACUCUACCGAGGAGAACAAUUUACACAAGGACCUACUGACUUCCGUGCUGAUUCUGCUCCUGGUCUUCAUCAUUUUCAUCCUGUUGGCUGGCUAUUUUUUCAGGUUUAGAAGACACAGGAAAGCUGUUGUGAACUCCGGGGACAAAAAGAUGCCAAAUGGGAUCUUGGAAGAACAAGAACAGCAAAGGGUGAUGCUGCUCAGCAGGUCUCCCUCAGGCCCAAAGAAGUAUUUCCCCAUUCCAGUAGAAAAUCUCGAAGAGGAAAUCCGGAUGCGAUCAGCAGACGAAGGGAAGCUCUUCCGGGAGGAGUUUAAUUCCUUAACACCUGGAUAUGUGCAGGGAACAUUUGAAAUUGCAAAUAAGGAAGAAAACAGGGAGAAGAACAGAUACCCAAACAUCCUGCCAUAUGAUCAUUCCAGAGUGAUUUUGACCCAGCUCGAUGGAGUCCCACCUUCAGACUACAUUAAUGCAUCAUAUAUAGAUGGUUACAAUGAAAAGAACAAAUUUAUAGCAGCACAAGGACCCAAGCAAGAAACAGUUAAUGAUUUCUGGAGGAUGAUCUGGGAGCAGAAGUCAGCUGUGAUCGUCAUGUUAACCAACCUGAAGGAGAGGAAGGAGGAAAAAUGUCACCAGUACUGGCCUGACCAAGGGUGCUGGACUUAUGGGAAUAUCCGGGUGUCUGUGGAAGAUUGCAUCGUCCUGGUGGACUACACCAUCCGCAAGUUCUGCGUGCAGUCGCUCCAGGACGGCUGUAAAGCCCCCAGGCUCGUUACGCAGCUUCACUUCACCAGCUGGCCUGACUUUGGGGUGCCUUUCACACCCAUUGGGAUGCUGAAAUUCCUGAAAAAAGUCAAAGCACUGAAUCCUGCCCAUGCUGGACCAAUUGUGGUUCACUGUAGCGCCGGCGUGGGACGCACCGGCACCUUCAUCGUCAUCGAUGCCAUCAUGGACAUGAUGCACUCUGAGCAGAAGGUUGAUGUCUUUGAGUUUGUUUCCAGGAUCCGUAACCAGCGUCCACAGAUGGUUCAGACUGACAUGCAAUACUCCUUCAUUUAUCAAGCCUUACUUGAAUACUACCUCUACGGGGACACGGAGCUGGAUGUGUCAUCCUUAGAAAAACAUCUACAAACAUCACACACUGCGGCACCAAACCUGGUCAAGAUAGGGCUAGAGGAAGAGUUUAAAAAGUUGACAAAUGUUCGAAUAAUGAAGGAAAACAUGAGAACUGGCAAUCUUCCAGCAAACAUGAAGAAAGCCAGAGUCAUCCAGAUUAUCCCAUAUGAUUUUAACAGGGUGAUUCUGUCAAUGAAAAGAGGGCAGGAGUACACAGACUACAUCAAUGCCUCCUUCAUAGAUGGCUAUCGCCAGAAGGACUACUUCAUUGCCACCCAGGGCCCGCUCCCACACACGGUGGAGGAUUUCUGGAGGAUGGUGUGGGAGUGGAAGUGCCACACCAUCGUCAUGCUCACGGAGGUUCAGGAGAGGGAGCAGGAAAAAUGCUGCCAGUACUGGCCAUCAGAGGGCUCUGUAACUCACGGAGAGAUCACCGUGGAAAUAAAGAGUGACAGCCUGUUAGAUGCCAUCAGUGUCAGGGACUUCCUCGUUACGUACAACCAGGGUAACCAGGAGAAGCAGAGCAGGCUCGUUCGGCAGUUCCACUUCCACGGGUGGCCAGAAAUCGGGAUUCCUGCUGAAGGAAAAGGGAUGAUCGACCUGAUUGCAGCUGUUCAAAAGCAGCAGCAGCAAACAGGCAACCACCCCAUUACAGUGCACUGCAGUGCUGGUGCUGGGAGAACAGGGACCUUCAUAGCACUCAGCAACAUCCUGGAGCGGGUGAAGGCUGAAGGGCUCUUAGAUGUUUUUCAAGCUGUGAAGAGCUUACGACUGCAAAGGCCACACAUGGUGCAAACCCUGGAACAGUAUGAGUUCUGCUACAGAGUGGUACAAGAUUUCAUCGACAUAUUUUCGGAUUAUGCUAACUUCAAAUGAGAAUUCCUGCCUUAUUUUUUAAUUUGUCUGUAUAAAUAGUUGUACAUUCUGUUAAUUUAUUCCAUGUCACUUUGAUGGUUGACUUUACUGUAAAUAUGACCUGGUGUUUGCUCUAAAAAGUUGCAUUUGCUGUAUAAAGUUAUUUCUUAAAUAUAAAUACCUUCUAAAGCAAAGUAUAAUGUUCCUAUACAGUUUAUCACUCUAAGAUGGUAUAGAAAUCUUUAUUCUAAAUAACAGUAAAUUAAUUACUGAAGGUCUAUUUCUUUGAUUAUUUUUUUUCCCACUUAUAAAUAUUUGUCAAUAAUGCUAUCUUCCAGCUCUUGAAGCUUUACACAGGUGAUUUACAUUUCAUACCAAAAAAAGAACUGAAUUGUGGUACCUAUGUUGAAAUGUGUUUUGGCCAUAAACCUUUCUUCAGUGUGGAAGUGGUUUUGAGGACACAUUCUGAUAACCUGCUGACUUCUCUGGAGUUUAUUUCACAGAUAGUCUCACUAAAGGCCAAGAGGCUGUUGGAGUGAAGUGCUGUUAAUGGUAAAGGUGUCAGGAUGUGGCCCUUCAGGUGUAAUAAUGCACAGUCCAGCUGAAAAGUGGAACUGCUUUUAAAGUUGGGUCUCGAGGACCUCCAGGUUGGUGGCAGCUCUACUUUGAGUCUCACUGUCAGUGAGGUCUGGUCAGUAUAAAUACAGCUGUGAAUGUUUGAUUUAAUAUAGCUUUCCAAGUCCAUUUAUUUUGUUCUUUCCUAAAUACUACACCAGCUUAAAUGAAUUUAGAAAGACAAUAAUGGGAGUUUACCACUAUUUUGAGGAUAUUUUGCAUAUCAGAAGAGUAUAUUUUGCAGCAUCUGAACUUGUCUACUUGAAGAGGCUUUACAGCCAUUGUCAGAAAUGGAUGUAAAGUCUCUCUAGAUGCACGUGCAUCAUUUCCCACUUCUCUGAGAAGAGGUGAAAGAGAUGAAGUCUUAUGCCUAGAUUCUGCUCAACAGAAUAAAUAACAGUAUUUGCUAAAAUUUUGACCAAACCAUUUUACUAACAGUGUAAUGCUAGCAUUGUAGCAAAAAGCUCCUCAGUGUUCUUACCCUCCCAUAUAUAUAUUAUCAGAAAAGGGACGAUUCCUUUAUCUCAAAGGGGUAUAUGACUGUAUAUAGCUAUAUUUUUAAUGAAAGUACUACUGAUAAUAUAAUUGGUGAAAUCAAGUUUUAAAGUCUUUAUUGUAGCCCUGAACAGGAUAUGCUUGGGGGUCAGAAAUUCCAAAAAUCCCAGGGCAUCAGAAUGUUGAAUAAUUUAAAAAGUAUAUCUUUUCCACUCUUUAAAAUGCAUAUAUGAAUUAAUGAGCACAAAGUAUGUGAACAUGUACUUUUUAUGACUUAACUCAUAUGCAAUAGUUCUGGCUUGUCCACUGGGUUGGGUUUUUCCAAUGCAAACAUAAAAGCCUUAUUCAAAAUAAGCAACUUACACUGUCAUUUCACUGUUCUUGCACUAUUUUAUCCCAUCACCAUUUUUCAUUUCUGGUAACAAAUGGCACUCUACUUGGUGACAAUGCAAGGAAAAGGGGAAGGUGUUCCCACCUCUCCGUCUGUUCCACAUGGAUUGGAAGGAUGCAGCUUGGACACGUCUAAGCACAGUGCUCUGAACACUGCCCUCUGCUGCUUCUUGCCUUCCCAUCGAUGCACUUCUCUAUUUAUUUGUACAGUAAAUUAUGCACUUAGAAAAGAUUGUUUAAAGACUUAAAGCUUUGCUGUGAGGAGAUACACUCGAGCCACAGAAAAGGGCUGAGUAACGGAAACGAGUGCUGAGCAAGUUUACAUCACUACUGCAUGCUAAAACUUUAUCUGAUUUGAAAAAGCCAUCAAAUAAAUUCAGUAUGGAAACCAACACAGUGGGGUUUUCAGUAUGCUCAUUUGUAGCACAGGGAGACUCAGAGGUUAAAUGAUGACAGCAAAUAAUGUGAAGAAAUUCCCAUUGUUUCAUGGUCCCCUUAGAUCCUAAUGUUGGGAUCUUUCCAAAUACUUAGCUUACAUUGGAAAAAUGAUCUGUCUGUUGGACAGCCUGCUGGGUCCCUUAGAUGAAAGCUUGGAUUAGGAGUUGCCUCAUGAAGCAAGUGGCAAUGGGGGUGUGAUGUUAGCAGGGCUCCACCUGUCCAGGGGGGUUGCUCCAAGGGAUCCUUCUGCAGCGUGUCCCGGUUACAGCAAGUGGAGGGAUGGGAGUCAGGGGAGACGUCACGUGCCAAGGGGGCACUCAGGUUUUAGUGCCUAACUAUGGACAUCUCCAGGAGCAAACAGAAAUACCUGUAAUGCAUUCCAGAAGUCACAAGUAUAGCUGCAUAAUUUUUUCCUCGUUGGAGAAGCUGCUUUUCCAGCCCGUGUUUGGUCACUGGAGGGCUCACGGCAGCACCUGGUGACAGGGGAGCUGUGCCCUGAGAGAGAUGGAUUUUCUCUUAGAUUUUCCUGUGUUGCAUGGAGUUUGCUUCAAAAUGCCAAACAGCUGAUUGGAAGUGGUACGUUCUGAUCUGUGCGUGGCUUUGGUCACUAUGUGACUUGACUGUUUUCAUGUGUUAGAGCAGGUUCCAGUUCACCUCAGCAUUUAAGCUUUGGCUUCACGGCAUCUCUGUUCCACAAAAGGUUGCGGUUCCUCGGGUUCUCUCUUCCUGAAGCAAUCCCUUAAGUGCUUUGCUGAAUUGGGCCUUAAUGAAGAAUGCCUCCUGUAAUUAGCAGUGUUUUUUAGGGUCUUUUUACGUAUCAGUUUUUUAAACUUUUAAAAUGAGCCUGACCACCUAUGUUCAGUGUUUUGAAAUGUUUUCAUUUCCCUCGUACCAUUUUUUUUAAUGUAAAGCUGUUGAAACUUUUCUGAAUAACCAAAUUGUAUUUAAUUUGUCAAAUCUUUAUAAUAUAUGUAUGUAUUAUACAGUUUCAGCUAUUAUUAUUUUCUUUUAUUACAUUUAUAAUUUGAUCUUGCUGUGUUUUUAAUGCCGGUGAAUGUUGCUGAAUUAUUUGUAUAUGCAAAUUGCAAGAUCUAAUACAUCCUGAUGCAAGAACAAA
Apus apus (common swift) is the source of this 5258-nucleotide messenger RNA. RefSeq names its product protein tyrosine phosphatase receptor type E (gene PTPRE). The coding region runs from base 134 to 2224 and encodes 696 amino acids. The transcript is spliced from 21 exons. Gene Ontology annotation, biological process: protein dephosphorylation. Gene Ontology annotation, molecular function: protein tyrosine phosphatase activity. Lineage: Eukaryota; Metazoa; Chordata; Aves; Apodiformes; Apodidae. The record is from RefSeq and is a predicted model, not a curated record.